UAAGGAAAAUAACGACGCGGGGUGACGCCCGUGUCCUCGUAAACAUAACGAGAAGAAUUUUUGAAGGGGCAUAGGUCUGCUUACUGAGGUGACUCGCCUACUUUGUGAGAUGCCUCGUGGGUCAGGACCUUCCCCGAACCCUUACCUGUGAAAAUAAAACAAACUAAGCCUUGAAGGUCAAGAACUCCACACAUGUCCCAUGUAAUACAGAGUUUACCAUGUGGUUGAACUACGGUAAUACAAGUGUUUUACAGGACUGCUGUGUGCUGAAAAUGCCACUUGAGAAGUUGAACAAUACUUUGUGAUAUAACAUUGUGAGGGCUGGUAUUGUGCACACGAAUCUGACAACAAAAAAGCUUACUAUUAGAAUGGCACGAAACACUCAAAGUCCCAGGAUGCAGUUGGGCAGGCGCAGCUCUAACCUGCUGUGUAAGUUCUCCUCUGUCUGAUCAUCACCGCUGCCUCGCGUCGCUGUCUCUCGCGGAUCCGUUAGAGGAGAAAUGGCUGCAGCACUGUCCCGUGCCCUCAAAUUACCCGGGAAGAAGGGCUCGGAGCUUGGGGAGUACGACCCUCUCACCCAAGCAGACAGCGAGGACGAGAGUGAAGAGGAUGACCUCGUGCUCAACUAUCCCCGAAAUGGCCUUGGCAGGGACGGCUGCCUCGGCACAGGCUCCUCAAAGCUGCGUGGCGGCAGAUCUGGAAGACUUGUGGGGGCCGAAGAUGAGGCGCAGGAGGACGAGGAGGAAGAGGAGGACGAGUGGAGAGAACGACUUCCCAGCAAAUCCAGGCAGGACAGAGACGACAUGAAAGGCAUGCAGUACUGGAGCCACAGGGACUCUGGCAGGGACAGGGGUGGGGAGGACAGAGGAGGGCCCGGGCCAUUGGGGGGUGCCGGGCUUGGGGUUCAUAGUACUGAUGUGGAAGAAAAGAGGAUGAGGAUGAAGAAUGCUAUCCGAAGUGCAUUUUUCCUGGUGCCUCUGGUCUGCGCCGCAUUGCUCGUGCUGCUGUGUGCUUUUCUGAUUCCGUGCCAGAAGGGAGAACUGGAAAAGAGGCCGCAGUGGGAGCGAGCACUGGGAGAUGCAGGAGGUGUCACUCCACCGGCGCUGGCGUUGUGGGAUGUUGAUGGUGAUUCAGUGGCGGAUGUGUUUCUGGGUGUUACUGAAUUGACCAAUGACACCCAUCUGACACAAGCGAACAAAAUUUACAGUGCGGUGGCUCUGUCUGCGGUCAGCGGUCAGGUGCUGUGGAAGAAAGUCAUGCGGGAGUCUGUGUUCAUCCAGUGUGGUCUGCAGUACAGCUCCCAGCCGUCCCCUGUGGUCCUCCUCAUCGGCAAAUCCAUCGUCAUGGCAGUCAAUGGCACCACAGGGAGGAACUUGUGGUCGGUCCUGCUUAAGAACAUUGAAUCCCAGGCGGUGUUACUUCCAGACCUGCAGGGCGACUCAGUCCCAGAUCUGCUCAUAGCCACCCUCCCUGCAGAUGAGACUUUGGAUCUUUCCCUGACGUUGAUCUCUGGACUGACGGGGGCGGAGCUCGGACGUCCCGUGCCCUUCAACCUCACCGGACAAGGAAAGCUGAUUGGUCCUUUGCUGCAUGAGACACAACAAGGGUCAUACUACAUCCUCUUUGGACUAGGUAAUGUAGAGGCCAUCUCUCUGCGAGAUAUCUACAUUCGUGCCACUGGUAAAAUGCCUAUAACUCAGGCACUUAUAAAGAAGGAUCCCGGGUGGGAGGUACUAAGGAAAACCAACUCCUCCUUCAUACACAUUUACAGAGGGUCUGAGCACGUAGAGUUCCUGCUCCCUCUUGUGGCCGGUUUUGGUAACAACCAAAACAGCCUGGACACUGUUUCUAACCUCAACUCCACCAGAAGUGACUGGGUGCUGGUGUACGGCUCCAGCAAACUGUCAUUGCUCAGACAGAAGGACAUACGUAAAGAAUGGACCUUCAACUCACCGUCCAUUCACAGCCAACCGGCCCCGGGACACUUCAACGAUGACGGAAUCCUGGACCUCUUCAUUCAGCAUUCAGCAAACGGCAUCAUGCAGGCGCAGGUUAUUGAUGGGGCCAAUGCGCAUCUUCUCUGGUCAGCAGAGUUUGUGUGUCCUCGUCUAGUUCUGGAAACUUCUGCAAUCUCCACCUCAACUGGCCAAUCAGCUUUCCUCUUCUGGGCCAGCGAUCCAAUCAAAGCACUGAAUGGUACCAAGACAACUGUGGCACCAGGUGUUGCUGCUGCGGAGCCACUCAUCAGAAAACUCUUCCUGUUGCACCCUGCACAUCCCACAAUCCUGCUGGAGCUCAGCAGUACCACAGACACUGCAGUCACCUCCGCAGUGAGUUACCAGGAGCGUCAGAAAGACGCCUCCUACAUCACCGUGUCCUCCCGGCCCACACCCGACUCAGAGCCUGGCGCUCAGAUAGUGAAGAGCAUGAGCCUCCGAGCUGCGAUCACCAAAGGACAGAUUGUCAGACUAGAGGAAAGCAGCAAGCCUGGGGAACCCGUUAAACCCAGCGCGUUCGAGGUCAACAAGUUCUUUAGGGGUUUGUCCUUUAAACACCAGUGAUGGUCCACCGCUGCUGCCACGCCCUACAGGAAGCAGUGCAUCUAAAGGGACUCACGUAUCAGGAUGAACUGGACACAAGUUUGUGGAUCGUUCUGCAAUAGAGACACUGAGGAUUCGUUGGAGCUGUAUAUACAUCUUGUUUGGCUCACUAAGUACAAAUUUAAUUUCUGUUACCUGAGAUUUAUUUUCUGUUAAAUAAAACAUUAAUUCUAGGUAGGUUCUGUUUGUAUCGUUAUGGUUUACAUUACGUUUGUGCAAUGAAAAUGCUUAUUUUAAUUAUUUAAGUUGCAUUUUUGGGAAGUGUUUGAUAUUUAAUUGAAUGUUUUACGAUUGUUUGGACUUGAUGGCAAGAAGAGAAACUUUGCAGUUUAUUGCCGACAGUGAAGCACAAUGAUCUCGAUGAACCAACAUGUAAAUGUGUUUACAGUAAGCAGAACUCUUAGAACUCUUCCGAGGCCAGUAUAUUCAUUUGGUGUCAUCCCGCGGACACGUGCAUUUUGUUGUCAUGAAGCCACUAAUAGUGUUCUUACCGCUCAUCACCAAGUUAGUAGUAUAGGAAGAUUGUUAAUAUUUAAUGCUGUACAGUAUUUAUUGAAUUGUUUUAACGUUUUGAUUGUUCUUGUUUCAUUUGUUGCCAGAUUGUUUUUUAUGCUUAUAUAAUCAACCAGUUUUAUUUUCUCAGAAUAUGUGGCUGCUAAAGGUUAUGGCAUUUUAAUGUAAGCUGCAACUUCACAUAUCGCAAGAGAAAGUAUGAAAAUCAAUUCUUACUGCAUCAUGUGUCCUUUAUUUCACCGUCUCAAGUUUUUGCAUUUGUGGAAAAAUUGUGCAGACAGCCGGCUAAUAAGAAUUAUUAUUAGCCAAAGAGCAGUGUGGUGUCACAGUAGCGCAGUGUGGCGUUGCAGUCCCGCAUUCAAAAUGAUCAAUCAGCAUCAAACACUGUCGACAUGUCGUUCCUCGGCCGGACAGUGUGACGGGUCUGAGCCUCUGAGCAGAUACAAGCCUUCCUGAACUUCCCUCUGCUACCAUUUAAAGUCUACACUCAAUUAAAGGGUUUUGUUUUUGA
Messenger RNA from Cottoperca gobio, 3624 nucleotides. RefSeq names its product family with sequence similarity 234 member B (gene fam234b). The record is from RefSeq and is a predicted model, not a curated record. NCBI's taxonomy places the organism in Eukaryota, Metazoa, Chordata, Actinopteri, Perciformes, Bovichtidae. Bases 501 to 2561 code for a protein of 686 amino acids. The transcript is spliced from 13 exons.